Messenger RNA from Fusarium musae, 696 nucleotides. RefSeq lists its product as uncharacterized. The coding region runs from base 1 to 696 and encodes 231 amino acids. The transcript has 2 exons. Lineage: Eukaryota; Fungi; Ascomycota; Sordariomycetes; Hypocreales; Nectriaceae. The record is from RefSeq and is a predicted model, not a curated record.
AUGACCAAGACUCUGCGGCCUAUGGCGACAGCGUGGUAUCAAAGGCUCAAGAUCAUGUGCCAGCGUAGUAAGAAGAUGCAGGCAUACAGCAAGAAUCUAUUCGUGGCUUGGGAGCUCGGAUGCCAGGGCGCAGUCGAGGAGAUGCUCCAGGAUAUUACCGAAAUAUAUCCUGUUGCUCAACCCCGUGUCAAGAUGCUCCAAGUCUUCAAUGCAGAAGGCAAAGAGAUAACAAUCAAGAUUCUCGCCAAACACCCGCUCUGUUGGCAUACCGGCCCUUGCUCUGCUGUGAACCUCGCAGAUGACAUCCCCGAAAAGUUCAUCCAAGCGACACAAGACCUUGGGAUAGAUUCCUUUAUACCCUCGUUGAAUUCCGACCAGAUUGGAUACCGAGGCAGCGUGUCAAGAUUGAAUCGCCUAUUUAAAGAAGUCGAAAAGCUUGCAUUCGGAGAGCAUCACCCUCACUACUGGUGCGCACAUUUUCAACGGAGCCCAUUCCCAAGUAUUCUUUCGGCACGCUAUCAACAACUGGGCUUGAUAUUGUCUAGGCGUCACAUGGAAGUGCUUGUGGACCAAACCUGCAAGAUUGAGAUGACGGUGUUCAUUGGCAGUGAUGGCAAGGCCAUUCUGGAAGACGAAGACAGUGAAGAUGAUGAGAGCAGUGGUUUUCGGAGUCUCUUGGUUGAUGCUCGAUACUAA